AUGGCUGGGUCAAGUGGUGGUGAAUUGAGAGCACCAAUUUUCGAUGGUGAGAACUACGAUUUCUGGAGCAUAAGGAUGAAGACCAUCUUCAAAUCUCAUGGACUGUGGGAUUUGGUGAUAAAAGGAUUUGAUGGUACGGAUCUGAAGAAGUCAGAUGAAUCUGAUGAUAAGAAAAAGGAGACAGAAGAAUCAAGUGGGAAAGGCAUGGUUGCUGAGGUACUCAUGAAGGAUGCUAAGGCUCUUGGAUUGAUUCAAGGAGCAGUUUCAGAAGAGAUAUUCCCACGAAUCUCUCAUGAAGAAACAUCAAAAGGUGCCUGGAGUAUUCUGCAGCAAGAAUUCCAUGGAGAUAAGCAGGUAAGGAGUGUUAAAUUGCAAGGUCUUAGAAGAGAAUUUGAAUAUACAAGAAUGAAGGAUGAUGAAUCCUUAACUGCCUAUGUUACUAAACUAUUUGAUUUGAUAAAUCAAAUGAGAAGUUAUGGGGAGGAAUUGCCUGGGGAGAGAAUUGUUCAAAAACUGCUUAUUAGUCUGCCAUCUACCUAUGACUCUAUCUGUUCAGUUAUUGAACACUCUAGAGAUCUGAAUGAGAUUGAGGUGCAGGAGGUUGUAGCCUCACUAAAGAGCUUUGAGUUGCAUUUAGAUAGGCAUUCUGAAAACAGAACAGAGAAGGCAUUUGCUAGCCUUAGUGUAGAUGCCAAACAGACUAAAACUGGAGAACAGAACAGCAAGCAGAAUAAGAAUUGGAAAUCCAAAGGCAAGAAGUGGGAUAACAAGGCAAGUGAAGGUACUAAAACUCCCUGCAAGCACUGUGGUAAGCUACAUUUUGGUGAAUGUCGAUUCAAGGGCAAGCCAAAGUGUUAUAACUAUGAUAAGCUUGGCCACAUUGCAAAAGACUGCUACCGCAAGAAAACACCAUAG
This is a messenger RNA of Prunus persica (peach), 915 nucleotides long. RefSeq lists its product as uncharacterized. The record is from RefSeq and is a predicted model, not a curated record. NCBI's taxonomy places the organism in Eukaryota, Viridiplantae, Streptophyta, Magnoliopsida, Rosales, Rosaceae. The transcript has a single exon. The coding region runs from base 1 to 915 and encodes 304 amino acids.